Molecule: messenger RNA, 5774 nt
Organism: Rhipicephalus microplus (southern cattle tick)
Lineage: Eukaryota; Metazoa; Arthropoda; Arachnida; Ixodida; Ixodidae
Gene: Spt6
Product: transcription elongation factor Spt6
Biological process (GO): transcription elongation by RNA polymerase II; nucleosome organization; transcription elongation-coupled chromatin remodeling
Cellular component (GO): transcription elongation factor complex
Molecular function (GO): nucleosome binding; DNA binding; histone binding
Source: RefSeq, a predicted model, not a curated record
GGCGCCCUCGUACGCUCUGUCCUGUUUUGAAGCGCUGCGUACUUUGCGUGUUUUACGGGAUUGACCCGUAUUUGCCAAGAAACAGAGCGCACAUUAAAGGAUAAUAAAGUUUCAAGCCCAGUGCCAUUAUCUGACGCCUCCGGUCCCUGCCCCCGGCCAUGGCAGACUUCUUGGAGAGCGAGGCCGAGGAGUCAGAGGAUGAGGAGGUUACUGGAAAACGUCCGUUGGUGGACGAUGAUGAUGAGGAAGAGGAGGAAGAAGAGGAUGAUGAUGAGAGGCUGAGAGAGGAGAUGAAGGAUCUCAUCAAUGAUGAAGAGGAAGAAGUUGAAGAAGACUCAGAUGAAGACGUAGGGGGCAAAAAGAAACGGCGGCAUCACGAUGACUUUGACGACAACCUAGAAGAUGAAGAUUACGACCUUAUAGAGGAGAACUUGGGAGUCAAAGUACAGAGGAAAAAGAAAUUCAAACGUGUAAGGAGGAUAGAGGACGAAGAGAGCGACAAUGAAGAGAGUAAGGACAGCACCAAUCGUGAUGCCAUUGCCACCGAGCUGUUCGAAGGAUCCGAUGCAGAGGCAGCCGCAGAACAAGAUGAAGAGAGAAGAGAGGGAGAAGAGGAGGAGAGGGAAGGCUCGGGUUCUGAGCUAGAGUCUGAUCCCGAUGACUUCAUUGUUGACGACGAUGGCCAGCCUAUCACGAAAAGCAAGAAGAAGAGGCACAUCAAGUACACCGACCAUGCCCUGCAGGAAGCCCAGGACAUCUUCGGUGUCGAUUUUGAUUUUGAUGAGUUCUCCAAGUAUCAAGAUGAUUAUGAUGAAGAAAUGGAAGAGGAAGAGUAUGAGGAUGAAGAGGAGGAAGGGGAAAAUCGACCACGCCCCAAGAAGACGUCACGCAAGCGCCAGACAAAGAAGAGCAUCUUCGAGGUAUACGAACCGGUGGAGUUGGAGCGAGGUCACUUCACUGACCGGGAUAACGAAAUACGGACAACAGACAUACCCGAGCGGUUCCAACUGCGGGCCGUGCCAGUGACGCCUGCACCCGAGGAGGAGAUUGCGCGCGAGGCUGAGUGGAUUUACAAGCAGGCAUUUGGGAACCCAACAAUCUCGGUGCAGUCGGCUGUCGACGAAGGUGCUAAGGGUUCUUCCGCCGCUUCCACCUUGGCAGGUCGACACCAACCUCCUGCGGGCCGCAAAAAUGUGACAGCUGUGGCCAAGAUUGCUGAGGCACUGAAGUUCAUGAGAAAUCAACUUUUCGAGGUUCCAUUCAUCGCCUUCUACCGAAAAGAGUACGUGGAGCCUGACCUCAACAUCAACGACCUCUGGACUGUCUACAAGUGGGACGAAAAGUGGUGCCAGCUACAGCAGCGCAAGAAAAACCUGCAGCAGCUGUUCCAGCGUAUGCAGGAGUUCCAGUGUGAUCAGAUACUGCAGGAGGACCUAGACAAGCCACUGCCAGAUAACGUGCGGCCCAUCGACGAGAAUGACUUCCAGAGGCUAAAGGAGGUUCAGACGCCCGAGGAACUGCGCGAUGUGUACCAGUUCUUCCUGCUGUACUAUGCACAAGACAUACCCGAGAUGCAGGAAACGAUCCGCAAGCGCAAAAGAAAAGAGGCCGAGGCCGAGAACGGUGAAAAUGACGAGAGCGCACAGGCUAAAGAAGCUGAUGAUGCGGACGAUGAGAACCAGCGGUUGAAGCAUCCUGUCCGCAAGCGCCUUUUUGACAUUUGUCGUGACAUGGGUCUUGACGGCCUUGCAAAGAAGUUUGGCUUGACGCCAGAGCAGUUUGGCGAGAAUCUCCGAGACAACUAUCAGCGGCACGAGGUGGACCAGUUUCCGGUGGAACCCCUGGUGGCUGCUACUGAUUUUGUUAGCAAACGCUUCACAACACCUGAAGAAGCUCUUAAGGCAGCACGGUACAUGGUGGCAGUGAUGAUAGCCAUGGAUCCUCUCGUACGAAGGUGCAUACGUGAGACCUUCUUCGAGAGGGCCAAGAUCAGCAUUUCACCCACGAAAAAAGGCCUGAAGGAAAUCGACGAGAACCACCCAUGCUAUCCAGUCAAGUACCUGAAAAACAAGCCUGUUCGGGACUUAAUCGGAGCACAGUUUCUCAACAUGACGCAGGCAGAAAACGAGAAGUUGCUCAAGAUCACGAUUUCCAUGGAUGGAAGCACCCAGUCUAAUCCCGGUGUUUACCUUGAUGAGAUCAAGCAGCUCUACUAUAGGGACGAGUUCAGCAACAACGUCCAGGAGUGGAAUAAUCAGCGCAGCGAGGCUCUCGGCUUUGCCCUGAGCAAAUUUCUCUACCCGAGUUUUGAGAAGGAGCUCAAGGCACAGCUGCUCGUUGAGGCGCAGGAAGGCAUCAUCAAGGCUUGCACCCGCAAACUGUACAACUGGCUAAAGGUGGCCCCCUACCAGGUGGACGCCCAAAUGGAGGAGGACGAGGACUUCGACACUCGUGAUGGCAUUCGGGUGUUUGCCAUUGCUUACGAGAACAAUUGGGAAGUUCCUGCCUUUGGUGCUCUCAUAGAUGGCACUGGUGAAGUGAUGGAGUACAUCAGGCUUCCCCAUUUGCUCAAAAGAAAAAAUGCCUGGCGGGAGAGGGAGCGUGAGCUGAAGGAACUAGAUCUCAAGGUCCUCAGGAAGUUCAUUCGCAACAAGAAGCCUCACGUAAUCUGUGUUGGAGCCCAAUCCAGAGAGGCACUUAUGGUUGUCGAGGACAUCAAAGGCGUAGUAGCUGAUCUAGCCGAGAAUGAACAGAUGCCCCUGAUCAAUGUUGAGUUGCAGGACAAUGACCUGGCAAUGGUCUACAUGAACUCAAAGAAAGCAGAGAACGAUUUCCGAGACUACCCGCUGCUGCUGCGGCAAGCCAUCUCGCUGGCCAGGCGGAUGCAGGAUCCCUUGGUUGAGUUCUCGCAGCUCUGCACGCCAGACGAAGAGAUCUUCUGUCUCAAGUACCACCCACUGCAGGACUUAGUGCCAAGGGAUGACCUCACCAAUGCGCUGAACCUGGAGUUUGUCAACCGGACCAACGAAGUCGGCGUGGAUAUCAACCUCGCCAUCACACACGUGCACACAUCCUUCCUGGUGCAGUUUGUGUGUGGCCUAGGACCUCGCAAGGGUGCCUCAUUGCUCAAGACACUAAAGCAAGCCCACCAACGCCUCGAAAGCAGAACCCAACUUGUGACAGUUUGCCAUAUGGGACCUAAAGUGUUCAUCAACUGUGCAGGCUUUAUCAAGAUCGACACAACUUCCUUCGAGAACAGUACUAAUGCCUAUGUGGAGGUGCUGGACGGCUCGCGGGUUCAUCCAGAAGCUUACGAGUGGGCUCGCAAGAUGGCUGUAGAUGCCCUGGAGUAUGACGAUGUCACCGAAGAUGUGAACCCUGCCGAAGCUCUGGAGGAAAUUCUGGAGAACCCCGAAAAGCUCAGGGACUUGGAUCUCGACGCGUUUGCGGUGGAGCUUGAACGACAGGGAUACGGCAACAAGAGCAUCACGCUGUAUGACAUUCGAGCGGAAUUGAAUCAUAGGUACAAAGACCUGCGCACUCCAUUCCGGCCCCCUAACCCCGAAGAAACGUUCAACAUGCUCACAAAAGAGACCCCACAGACCUUCUACAUUGGCAAAAUGGUGACGUGUCAGGUGGUGGGCAUUGCACGUCGAAAGCCUCACGGACAGCAGCUGGAUCAGGCCAAUCCAAUCCGAAAUGACGACACUGGCCUUUGGCAGUGCCCCUUCUGCCUCAAGAACGACUUCCCUGAGCUGAGUGAAGUGUGGAAUCACUUUGAUGCCGGCAGCUGUCCUGGACAGUCUAUGGGAGUGCGAGUGCGCCUGGACAAUGGGGUGAAUGGCUUUAUUCUGACAAAGUACAUCAGUGACAAGAAGGUGACCAAUCCUGAGGAGAGAGUACAGAUUGGCAUGAUCCUUCACUGCAGAAUAACAAAGAUCGACAUUGAGAGGUUUACAGUUGAUCUGACUUGCCGAUCUUCAGACCUUUCUGAUGUCAACAAUGAGUGGAGGCCUGCAAAAGACCUGUACUAUGACUAUGAGUCUGAAGAAAAGGACAGGAAGGUUGAUGAUGACUCUAAGAAGAAGCAGAAUCGGCAGACGUACGUGAAGCGUGUGAUAGUUCAUCCUUCGUUCCAUAAUAUCUCUUACAAGGAGGCUGAGAAGCUGCUCAGCACUAUGGAUCAAGGUGAUGUGAUCAUUCGUCCUAGCAGCAAGGGUGUUGACCACCUGACAGUGACAUGGAAGGUGUACGACGGCAUUUUGCAGCAUAUUGAUGUAAAGGAGCAGGGGAAAGAGAAUGCCUUCAGUCUAGGGUCUUCUCUGAUGAUCAACAACGAGGAGUUUGAAGACCUGGACGAAAUCAUAGCCAGGCACGUGCAGCCAAUGGCAAGCUUUGCACGUGACUUGACAACGUUUCGGUACUUCCGGGAUGCCGAAGGUGGCAAGCGAGAGGUGAUUGAGAAGCUCCUCACUGAGGAAAAGAAGCGCAAUCCUUCCAAGAUCCACUACUUUGUAUCAGCCUCGCGAGAGUUUCCUGGGAAGUUUAUGCUUUCCUACCUGCCACGAGUCAAGGUCCGCCACGAGUAUGUGACGGUGACCCCCGAGGGCUUCCGCUACCGCCAGCAGAUGUUCCACUCUGUGGGCUCCUUGUUCAGGUGGUUCAAGGAACACUUCCGGGACCCCAUCCCGGGAACGCCCAGCAGCGGCGUGACUGCAGUGCGCACACCGAUGGGCCAGUCGUCUUACAUCGGCGCCACGCCCAGCAUCAACAUUUCGAAUGUCGACCCUCAGGCUAUUCAAAGAGCAGCAGCCAACAUUUCGAGCCACAUGUUUGCCUCGUUAUCUCAAGUGGCCGGCCAGACGCCAUCAUUCCCAACACCAUACGGCGGAACAUAUGCGAAUGCGUACCCUUACCACCAGCAGCCGUACACACCUUCACAAGCGAUGGCAACCCCACUGGUGACCCCAUCGUACCACCAUGCGGUAGCCACACCAUCGGUGACACCGCGUUACCCACAGACCCCACAGACUUCGUGGGCGGCUGCCCAGCAGACCCCACGAGGUGCGCACACACCACGGCACACGCCGGCUGCAGCUGCUGCGGCUGCUCAAGCGGUCAUCCAGGCCAACCCCAUACCCACCGUUGUGUCUGGUACCAAGAGCACAGGCAACCCAUCAAUUGCCGACUGGAAGCGCAUGGCGGAGCAGUGGGCAAAACAACGCAUGGAGCAGCAAGAAGCGUCAAACCGCGCAGCCGCACGUCGUACGCCUACAACUGGCGCAUCGCCGAGCCCCAUGAUCGAAUCCACUCCAGCCGGGGAUGCCACACCGCUCAUAGACGAGCAGUAGUCAACUGCCUUCAAGCUGUUUUAUAUGCUGCUGUAACGGACUGCCUUCUUUUUUUGAUGAACUCUGGAUACUGUUUUCUCGUGACUAUUUAGGUUCUUUAUUUUUUUUUCUUUGGGAUGAUGCAUUGGGGAAUACGAUGAUGCCAGCCUCACAGCCAGGCUUGGCAGGGCCCCUUUGCAAGCUGGAUCGUAUCUAGCAACUAGGUCACCGUGGCACGCUUGGGUGCUUCUCGGAGCGAAGUGCAAGCUUGGGGAAAAACUGCAUCGUGUGAAAAUUGAGAAGUGAUUUUUACCAGCUUGCCAUGUAAAUACGUUUUUCACGCACAAAAGCAGGUAUUUAAACUGUGUAACUUUCCUUUAUCUGCAUUAUAUGCCUCAAGUGAAACUGGUACAUGAUGAAUAAAUAUGCAAUGCGAAUUCUGUA